This is a messenger RNA of Bombyx mandarina (wild silkworm), 1794 nucleotides long. RefSeq lists its product as uncharacterized. Lineage: Eukaryota; Metazoa; Arthropoda; Insecta; Lepidoptera; Bombycidae. The record is from RefSeq and is a predicted model, not a curated record.
AAGGUAACCGUUGGCCACAUUGACAUUUUGACAAAGAGCGAUCGGAUGAAAGCUACGCUCCUCGACCCGGCAUACACUACCGAUACACACCUGGGCAACCCGAGGGUAUGAGUUAUGGCGCCAUUAACUAGAUUGCCUAGAGGCAGAGCUGGGCAGUUUAUUGUGAGAGUUGCUGAUCAUAUCACCGGCGACUGUUGAUCUGGCGUUCCGUGAUGCGGUUAAGCAAUUUACGUGAGCUAUCACAAUUGUAUCUCUGUACAUGAAUCGGAUGCUCAGGUAGAAAAGCGACAGAAGGAUUAUUUAGUAGGUUCAACCAUACCACAGCCCCAACAUGUAGCGGAUGAUCCAUCUAUAUAUUCUAAAUCGUUUUAGUGGUAAGCAGCGGCCUGACUGUUUCACCAUCAGAAUAUCUAUCUGGUGGACUGCGUGUUCAUCUGCAUACAUGAGUAAAAAAAAACGCAACCAAAAAGGCGCGCCCUGUCUACCCAUUUAAACAAUUAAAAGUAUUCGGAGAACUCGAUAUAGAGACCAUCGAUUUAAUGAAGUCAGAUUUAAGUUUAUUUAGUCAUAAUAAUUGUGAUCUGUCGAGCGAUCUCUUACUAUUAUUAGCCUUGUUCAAUCUGUACUAACGUAAGGGGCUCAGUAAAGAGGCACUUGUUAUUUGUUUCUUUAUCAGUUUAUUUUUAUAGAUGGGAAAAUGAGUUCACGGCUCAACUAGUGAUAAUUAGUUCUCGACACCCAUAGAUAUCAAUCAAAUGAAUCCAUCCUGUAAUAUAAAGAAGAAGUCUCAAUUAUAAGUUAUAUGACGGCAUACCGACUAUAGACUAGACCCACCUUUCAAACCCGAACGCAUUACUGCUUCGGUAAAAAUAAGUAGGGCGGUGGAACCUACCCGAACGGGACACGAGACACCUUACUACCAGUUGCUACGCGAACUGAAUUUUUUGUUGGGUUGUUUUUUAUUGCACAAUAUUAUUCCUUCAUCGUGGUAGUCGUUCUUGAACACGUGCUAUGUAUUUCCUUAGAUAAAUUAACAUUUGCCUGUGGGAUUUGAACACCGGUAUGGUGAUGGUAUCGUUUGAUACGAAUAAGUUAAUCGGGCGGCUAUGACGAAUUCUUUACGUAUUGUUCACUUUUGAUUUUCUUUGCUAUUUUAGUAAGAAUACCUAGAUCUAAAUCUAACAGUAUGGACAAGUAAAAGUUUUUUGGAUUCAUGUAUCAAAUACAAUCAUUUUAAAGGUUUUAUUAUAUUUAUUUUAUCACUGUAGUAUUCUAUCAAUGAAUAUACAGAAUAAUUGAGUCACACAGGAUUUCAUAAAGCUUCGUUUUAUCUCACAAAUGUGAGUAACCAAGUUAUCUUAUCUAAAGAGAUAACAGCUCAACGCUAAAAAUGUACAUGUUUUUCUAUAUUAGUUUAUCAUAGGUGUUGUUAGUGAUUGUGUUUCUCUAUUGAGUAUUUGUGAAAGAAAGAAAAUCAAUAAAAUGGCACAGAAGAAAUCUGUUUUGUUUUACUUCGCUGUGAUUUUAGUCAUUUUGAGUACACUUACACAAGAGGUAGAAGCCAGAAGAAAAAUUCUUAGAGGAAGACGUGUUAUGACCCGCACUUACUACCGUGGCAAUGCAGUUCCCGCGUGGGCAAUUAGCUUGAUGGCUGGAAUUGGAAUGUUGAUCAUCGGUGGCGUCUUAUAUGUAGUUAUGAGGAAACUCGUUCUAUCUUCGGAAACGGGUUCACUGAACACUUACCAACCUGCUAUGCAGCAAGAAGUAUAAAUAAAAAUAGUUUUUUUUUUUAUA